UAAGACAAAGGCGUCUUCUGAUUGCAUUGCUUUCGUUUGGGUCUGUGGGGGAUUAGUCACUUCAACUUCAAUAUUCGCGAACGUAAUACAAUCCAACUGAUAAGAAACAUAAACAAUUAUUGAGUGUACCACACAUACAUACACACACAAGUACAUAAAGACGGAAGUGUAUCACACAGUUGGUCAAUUGUUUAUUCAUCUUUUCUCAUUCGCAAUCAAACGACAAUGCACGCUGUGAUGGCAAAACGUCUGCUGCCCCAUGAGCCAUCUGUGGACGUGGAUGCCGAAAAUCCGGCGGAUGAUUCCGACAGUCCUGCGAUCGAAGCUGCCGCCUUGGACAUUCCCCCGCCCCCUCAGGCUAUGGAUCAGACGCAACAGAAAGCACUCUGGGAGCGCAUAUCAGAUCCAGCCAGAUUUAAUCCCGUUGAUGAGGGCACAAAGCUGCGUUUUGAGAUUCUGAUGGCGCACAUAAUGCCCCGAGAGGGCGAUGAUCCAAAGAUCAAGCGUUAUGUUGUGUACGAGCUGACGGUGCGUCGAGAUUCCAACGUGAUGGAUGCACAACCCGUCAAGAUCGAGCGUCGCUAUACGGACUUUCGUGAGCUAUAUCAAUGCUUGAAGCGAGAGCAUCCCAAUGAGUUAAGCAACUUGACCUUUCCCAACAAAGUGCUUAUGGGCAAUUUCUCCUCGGAGCUGAUUGGUGAACGUAGCGAGGCAUUUGAGGCGUUUCUCACGCGUAUCGACGAGCAGACAAAACUACGGGACUCAAAUGCCUUUCUGCGAUUUCUGCAGCACGAGGAGCUGACGAAGGCGUGUCAGUUUUUGGAUGAGCGCCGCAAUGAGAUGGCCAUUCCAAUACUCGAGAACUGUUUCCUUCUGCUCAACAAAGUCUACAUGAAUCGUUCACGACCUGUUGUCUUAAUACUCUGUCGUCUGGUGGCCGCCUGCACAGUGUCCCCGGUGCCACAUCAUUCGGCGAAAAGUUGGGCUGAUUUGGCACUAAGUCGUUUCGAGCAUCUCUGUGAUAUUGAUCUGUUGCCGCUGUACAUUCCCCUGCUGCACACCUGUGUCCACUUGUGGUGGCAACGUGGACUGGAUCAGACGCUGAUCACAAACCGCCUGACGAAUAUGUCCAAGCAGGGUAUCAACACUGCGAAUACAACCAGCCUUAUACAGGCCAUUCAUAAGCUCGAUCCGCGCACCGAGACCAUCUGAAACACAUGCAUGCACGUGUAUAUAUAUACAACCCACAUAUAUCUAUAUAUAAAACAUACUCGUAGCUAAGCUGAAAGUGCAAUUAGUAAAUUUAUCGUGCAAUUAGUAUUAAUAAUAUUUAAUUUUGCUCGAAAACUUUUUUUCGUCAGGUUUUUGUAACGCCUUAACGCCUUUCGUUUUGUAAUUUCUGUUACGUUUAUGCGUUGUGCCUUAUCGUGAUUAUCUGUUGUCCAAUAUAAUUGUUUAAAUUUAACAUUCCCCCUUUAAGCUUUUAAUAAUUUAUAUAAAAUUUAAAAUAAGAAAUCA
Drosophila innubila is the source of this 1518-nucleotide messenger RNA. RefSeq names its product sorting nexin-21 (gene Snx21). NCBI's taxonomy places the organism in Eukaryota, Metazoa, Arthropoda, Insecta, Diptera, Drosophilidae. The coding region runs from base 226 to 1212 and encodes 328 amino acids. Gene Ontology annotation, biological process: protein transport. Gene Ontology annotation, cellular component: early endosome membrane. The record is from RefSeq and is a predicted model, not a curated record. The transcript has 4 exons. Gene Ontology annotation, molecular function: phosphatidylinositol phosphate binding.